UUGAAGUAAUAUAGAAAAGACAAUGAAGGCAUCUUUGAUCGCGAGUUUCAUCCUGGUUGUGAUUUUUGUCGUUGCGGUUUCAUCCCAAAACAGCCAUGAGAACGAUGAGGGGUUCGAUUAUUCAGUUGGAAGUAAAUCAGUAAAAAAAUCCAAAACUAAAUCCCGCAGAUCCCAAAGUUGUCGUCGUAAGGUCCAAAGGAGCUGUACAUCUUCUAGCAAGUCCUGUGGCCGUCUCGGAAAGGCCAACAUCUGUACAUCCUUUGAGAACGAUUGUCAGCGUCAGUUGAGCAAUUGCGAUAGUGCUAUCCCAACAAAGUUUUACCGCAAAGUGAAUUCUAAUCUCUGUCGGGGAUUACCCAAGAAUACUCCUAAACCCUGUGGCAGUGGUUCCAAAUCUAAUAACAGCUAUACCCCUAUUAUUAAGGCUUAGAUAGGGAUGUACUUUUGAUUACAAAAGUUGUUAAAUAUUUUAAUAAUAUCUCUAAGUAAUACAAAUAUAUCAUGAAGUUGAUAAACA
Molecule: messenger RNA, 517 nt
Organism: Drosophila ananassae
Lineage: Eukaryota; Metazoa; Arthropoda; Insecta; Diptera; Drosophilidae
Exons: 2
Coding region: 23-430 (135 amino acids)
Source: RefSeq, a predicted model, not a curated record